Molecule: messenger RNA, 759 nt
Organism: Mesorhabditis belari
Lineage: Eukaryota; Metazoa; Nematoda; Chromadorea; Rhabditida; Rhabditidae
Source: the annotation of a GenBank genome assembly
AUGUCAUCUCUGCAAUUCUCUGCAGCUUUGGUUUGUCGUCCAUCCGCUUCUUCACAACUCAUCCCCAUUGCUUCGUGUGUCGUUGAUUCGAGUAGUGCAGCUGGGAACUCAUCCUCACCAUUCACCCGUCAUCCUCCAUCACAGAAAGAUCUCUGUGCGGCUCUCUACUCACAAAUUCGAAUCCAUUUCACCAAUCAUGGACGCUUUGUUUAUGAUGGAUUCACAAUCCACUACAGCGUUGUUGUGGCUGAUCCAUGUACAUUGAUCUACGUUGUUGUGAGUGAAGGAGGAGAACCUGAUCCAUCGGCUAUUACUGCACAAAAGUUGAUGACGGAUAUACAAGGAGCUUUGUUAUCCGAAGCCCAAUUGUUGAUGUUGAUGCCGCAGUCAUCGGAAAACGAACUUGAGCCCCACAUUCAGCCGAUGCUCACCCAAUUCUUGAUGACCGAGAAUAAUCAACAAGUCGGACAGACACAACGAAUGCAAGAGCUGAGGGCUCAAGUCGAGGAUGUGAAAACGAUAAUGAGCGAGAAUGUGGAGCGAAUGAUGGAAAGGGGAGAUCGAUUGGAGAAUAUCACAGAGAGGAGUGAACAAUUGGCGACAUCCUCCGCAAACUUCAAAAUGAAUGCUCGUCGAGUGCAGCGUAAAUUCUGUAUGCUUAAUGCCAAGUGGACGAUUAUCUCAAUCAUUUUCGUUCUUGUUUUGGUCACAAUCGCCAUUCUUUUGAUUCUGAACUGGGCUGGUGUGUUCAACAAGAAA